Microthlaspi erraticum is the source of this 747-nucleotide messenger RNA. NCBI's taxonomy places the organism in Eukaryota, Viridiplantae, Streptophyta, Magnoliopsida, Brassicales, Brassicaceae. The record is from the annotation of a GenBank genome assembly.
AUGUAUCAUCCGACGAGGGGAGGUGUUCGCGGUGGUCGAGAUCAAUUUAGUUGGGAUGAAGUGAAGGCUGAUAAACAUAGAGAGAACUAUUUGGGUCACAGUGUCAAGGCCCCUGUUGGAAGAUGGCAAAAAGGUAAAGAUCUUAACUGGUAUGCUAAAGAUAAAAAGCAAAAGGGCUCCAACACUGACGCUAUAAAAGAAGAGAUUCAAAGAGUUAAGGAACAAGAGGAACAAGCCAUGAGGGAGGCUUUGGGGUUGGCACCAAAGUCCUCUACAAGACCACAAGGCAAUCGCCUUGACAAGCAAGAGUAUACUGACCUUGUCAAGAGAAAUUCAACGGCAGAGGACUUAGGUGCAGGGAAUGCUGAUGCAGUUUGGGUUCACGGUCUUGGCUAUGCAAAAACGCCACGACCUUGGGAAGAUCCCAGCACCCUUACAUCCUCUCAGAAAGAAGACGCAGGGCCAGCAAGUUUGCCAGCAGAUACAACAGGGAUCAAGACUGUUGAAGAGAGACCGGAUGAUGCUGAGAAGGACCAAAAGAAAGAUAGGCAUGAAGAAAGGAAACCAGCGAAGAGAGAGAAGGAAGAUAGACAUGAAAGACGUGAGAAACGCGAGAGGCAUGAGAAGCGAUCCAGUCGUGAUUCAGAUGAUAGGAAGAAGCAUACGAAAGAGGAUUCAGAUGAUAGGAAGAAGCACAAGAAAGAGAAGAAGGAUAGAAAGAGGAGGCAUGACUCUGAUUCCGAUUGA